AUCUUUUUAUGCCGUCUGGUUGAAGGAGCACGUGUAGGGCUUUCGCGCAGAAAAUAGUUUAGGUCAUUUAUUUUCUUUUAUUUCGCCCACGCCAAGCAAAAAAACAUGGACGAGAUGUCGGCGUAUGUAGCCUACGGCAUGAAGAAAACCGCCAAAAAACCAGCAAAGAAGACGACAAAACAGAAUCGCCAAAAGCAGAAAGCGGCAAACAUUUACAGUUUGGCCACUAGUACACCAGCAAAAAUAAGUGCAGUUAAGCAAAAUAACGGUGCAAAAGGAAAAGCAAAAGCAAAUGGCGUCAAAGGUAACGCUAAGGCACAGACCACGAAAGACAGCGCAACCAAUUCAGUUGCAAAAAUGGCUGACGAGAGCGUUGACGACUAUUCCAGCGACAGCAGCUACGAUGAGGACGAAGAUAAUGAGGAACUCUCUCACAGCAGCAAUGAAGAUGAUUAUGGUAGCGAACUGAGCAGUGGCGAGGAAUUUGAGGAGUAUACUUUGAACAGUCCUUCCGGAUCCUGCUCCUGUUCUGCUAGCAGCGGCAGUAGCAACACUGAAAAUUCUCCACCCGCUGCUACUUCCAGUCGGACGCCAAAGAAGCGCAGCACUGGUGAUAUGGACGACAACAACAACAAGUCGCCGGCUGUCAAACAGCAAAAGUUGCAACCACAAGAGCAAAAGGAAGGAAAGGAGCUGUCGAAGAAGGGCUCACGGAAAUCAGCACCAGCAGCAGCUCCUUCUUGCCCACUGCUGCGUCUUUCUGGCAAUGCUGCUGCCAUCAAGUCAUCUGCGAUGCCCAGCAAAGCAACAGCUGAGAAACGCAAAUCUUGUCCCUUGCCAAAAAAGAUGGCCGCCGCUGGCAAAGGUGUGGCAGUGGUGAAACAAGAGCCGAAAGCAAAAGUCGAGUCAGUCCAAAAUGGCGGAGUUGAGGACAGUGUUGAGAGGGGCAUAUGUGUUUUAGGCGCGCUCCUCGAUCCAUUAAGUCUCGAUGAUUUUUUCAGUCGCUAUUGGGAAAGCAAGGCUUGUCAGGUGAAGCGCAAGCGUAAAGAUUUGUACUCCGAUCUGGUAUCCUUUGAAAUGAUUGAUGAGAUGCUGAUCGAGAAUCAUCUGGAAUUCACCACAAACAUUGAUGUGACCAGCUACAAGGAUGGGGUGCGUCAAACCCAUAAUCCUGAUGGACGCGCAAUGCCGCCCACUGUUUGGGGCCACUACAGCGAUGGUUGCAGCGUUCGCAUCCUGAAUCCCAGCACCUAUUUGAAGGGAUUACGUGGCGUUUGCGCGGCGCUGCAGGAGCAUUUCCAUUGCUUGGUCGGCGCCAAUGUAUAUUUGACGCCACCGAAUAGUCAAGGAUUCGCGCCACACUAUGAUGACAUUGAGGCAUUCGUUUUGCAGGUGGAGGGACGCAAACGUUGGCGCUUAUAUGAUGCGCCCAGUCCCAAUGAUGUCCUUGCACGCACCUCAUCGGGAAACCUGAAACAGCAGCAGCUAUCCAAGCCCAUUUUCGAUGAGGUACUGGAGGCCGGGGACCUACUCUAUUUCCCUCGUGGCUGUGUCCAUCAGGCUGUGACGGAGCAGCAGCAUCAUUCGCUGCACAUCACCUUGAGCGUCUAUCAGCAGCAAUCGUAUGCCAAUCUUAUGGAGGCCCUCAUGCCCGCCGUCCUCCAGAACGCCAUUAAGCAUAAUUUGGAUAUGCGUCGUGGUUUGCCGUUAGGAACGUGGCAUCAUCUGGGAAUGGUUCAUGGCGACAAAAAGACGAAGGAACGCAGCGAUCUAAUCACGCACACCCAAAGUCUAUUCAGCAAAUAUUUAGCACCCACUGCGUCACAGAUCGAUGCCGCUGUCGAUCAGCUGGCAAUUCGUUUCCAGCAUGAGGCGCUGCCGCCACGCAUUGCAUCUUCGGAGAAGAAACGCACCGUCUUCGGAUCGCGCAACAAAAAGGAUAAGCAUGGCAACUGCCGUUGCGACUAUGACCUAACGGAACAGACCAAAAUCCGUCUAUUGCGCCAAAAUAUCGUACGACUCGUUGCCCAAGAGGAAAACAGCCUCCGUCUCUACUACUACGUGGACAAUGCUCUCGAGUAUUGCAAAUACGAGGCGAACUUCAUGGAGAUCGACCGAGUGGAGGCGAAUGCCAUUAAGAUGCUAAUUAACAGCUAUCCCAAAUAUGUGAGCAUCAGUUCAUUGCCGCUGCCCAAUGUGGAGCAUUGCUUGGAUACCGCCACAGGUCUCUGGGAGCGUGGACUGCUGAUUACCGAGGAGCCAUUUAAAAAGAAUUAAUUCAUAUAUAUAUAUUUCCCAUUCAUGCACCACACACACAUCCACCUCUUCUAUGAAUUCCUGUAUUCCCUUUGCAUUAUCAUCUGUGUCUGUGUGUCUAUCGGUUGUUCAGCCAUUAAGUGAUUAAGAUCCCUUUUGGGACUUGCAGCAAAAAAGUUGAAAACACGAUAAUUAUAUUCAAAUAAAGCUAGGCCUAAGGUCACUUAUUAAACCAAA
Messenger RNA from Drosophila grimshawi, 2493 nucleotides. RefSeq names its product bifunctional lysine-specific demethylase and histidyl-hydroxylase NO66 (gene NO66). The transcript has a single exon. NCBI's taxonomy places the organism in Eukaryota, Metazoa, Arthropoda, Insecta, Diptera, Drosophilidae. The record is from RefSeq and is a predicted model, not a curated record. Gene Ontology annotation, cellular component: nucleolus. Gene Ontology annotation, molecular function: histone H3K4 demethylase activity; histone H3K36 demethylase activity. The coding region runs from base 106 to 2277 and encodes 723 amino acids.